This is a messenger RNA of Cryptotermes secundus, 3526 nucleotides long. Its product is annotated as mucin-5AC. Gene Ontology annotation, molecular function: calcium channel regulator activity; GTP binding; GTPase activity. Gene Ontology annotation, cellular component: plasma membrane. The transcript is spliced from 7 exons. Bases 14 to 2539 code for a protein of 841 amino acids. NCBI's taxonomy places the organism in Eukaryota, Metazoa, Arthropoda, Insecta, Blattodea, Kalotermitidae. The record is from RefSeq and is a predicted model, not a curated record.
CAGUAAGGGCAAGAUGACAGUGCUCCAGCGAUCGGGUCCAAUGUCCAGUUCAUCCUCUCUCUCCUCUUCAGGAACUCCACCUAGUGGUGGGGAUCAUGACUUAUUCUCGUCUGCAACUUUAGCCAUAAAGCGGUUUCAUUUCAAGUCCGCUGGCGGAAGUCGUGCAAACAAGAAACACCAACCGUCACAGCAACCAGUUCCCAAAGUAGUGAUAAUGGGUAGCAGCACCACAUCAACUUCUUCCAACAACACCAUCAACACCAGCACGGACUCCGCCAACACCGUAGCUACAAUGAUAACCGUGACGGACGGCGACACGGACACCGAAACAGAAAAGCGACCAAUCAACCAAAUGGAGGCUAUUCUCGGGACUUCCUUAUCGCUAGAGAAAGAUGACGAUUUCUUCAGCGGAUCAAGCACAGACGAUUCGAACCCUGUUCCUCCACCACCAACGCCACUUUUGGGGGCGGUUUCGAAAGAACAGCAUUUCAUUUUUGUUAGGACCGAAGUUGAUGACGAAGAGCAUACCGGACACAUGGACGAGGACACAAAGAAGAUAUCCUUGCUGAAAUCAUCUAUUCACAGUAACAGGAACAUUAUAGACGGCUCCUCCACGACGACAAGAACUAAGUCACCUCGGUCUAGUCGCCGCCGCCAUCACAGACAAAAAGCCGACGGAAGAAACAAAAACAGCAACAACGUAACGGGCCAUCCUCCGCCUCCGGACCUUCGUGUCGACUUUUUCUCUGAACGUUUUUCACAGUCUAGUUUCACUAGUACCGAUCAAGGACGUCCGUUCGACGAUAAAAUACGUCAGCACAGCGUCGUGGCGGAUACCACAACACCAGACAAAGGAAGAGGCGCCACCGGUACCGUAGUCUUAGCGUCGUCAUCGACUUCUUCAACCACCACUACGGUUCUUGUGAAAAAGGCGGGAGUCCUACAAGGAACCGCUAUCCCAGGAGCCUGUGGAGGAGGGGUGUUGGAAAAGAGUGCUACGUCAUCAGGCGUCACGGCUAACGUAGGAGCGGGAACCAGUAUAAAUAUCCCAGCUUCACCGCCAAAAGUGAACACAACUACAAAUCCGCUUGGGAUAGCGGGAGCGACAGCGUUGCCUACAAGACAUUCUGCAGCAACCACGAUCGUGGUUCAACAGCCAUCUGUGACGGGGGGUAGUCCGACAAUAGCAACCGUGCUGCUGAAGAAUUGCAGUGCCAGUGCCGGUAGUGGUGGUGGUAGUGGUGGUGUUCUAAGUGGUGCCGCUGCAACAGCAGCGCAAACAAGCGGGGACUCGACCAAGGCGUUGUCAGUUACCAAGCAACAGCGGGAGGAAAACAUGAAGCAACUACUGGACGUGGCCAACACGCUCACCCUUCAGGAGCUCCACGACUUCGAGAUGAGAUACGGCAGUCCUCACCACAGCCGUUCGCAGUCUGUAAAAACACCAGGCAGCCGCUCCAACAGCGGGCGACCCAACUUCUUAUGUCUGCCACAGCAGAGGUCGCGAGUUGCUAGCAUGCCCAACACGGGCGUGGAAGAGGAGUACUACCGACUCAGACACUUCAGUAUCACUGGAAAGGGAGUCGUGAACCGCGGGGAUUCCCUCAAGAGCAGACGUUCCAGGAGCAACAACAGCGUCACUUCCAGUAACUCCAGCCACAGACUUGCCAACCGAACUGGAGAUGAAAGCACGGAGCACCUAACAGCUGGAGGCGGAGUAGGGAUCACCGGGGGAGGCAGUUCUUACCCCGGUUCAGCCAGAACCAGUGCCACAGCAUCUUUGGCUUCCUCGAGAGAAUCCAGCACCAGUAACCCUGGACCGACAGGCUACAGAGUAGUGAUGUUGGGGUCAGCAGGUGUAGGGAAGUCUUCUCUCAUCAACCAGUUCAUGACGUCAGAGUACCUGCAUGCCUACGACACUUCUCUGGAUGACGAGUUCGGGGAGAAGUCUGUCUGCGUGUUGCUGGAUGGCGAGGAAUCCGAGCUCACUUUUGUAGACCACCCUUCCUCCGAGAUGUCGCCAGAGAACUGCAUUUCCUCGUACGAACCGCACGCCUACUGUGUCGUGUACUCAACGGUGGACAGAGCCAGCCUCCGCUGUGCCGAAGAGACCUUGCAGUUCCUGUGGAAGAGCGACACUGUGUCUUCCAAGGCUGUUAUCCUAGUGGGAAACAAGACAGACCUCGUUAGGAGUAGGACGGUAACCACUGAAGAAGGGAAGAACAUGGCGACAUCGUACGAUUGCAAGUUUAUCGAGACCUCUGUGGGCAUCAACCACAAUGUGGACGAGCUUCUUGUGGGCAUCCUCACACAAAUCCGCCUUAAACUGGAAAAUCCGGAGCGAGCGAGGGACCUGUUCAGGAAGAGGAGUUGUUCCCGCAAGAAGAACAGGAACAAGUCCCCCUUGGGCGGAACUGGGGCCCACAAACCAUACCGGGGCUCCAGAACAUCCACCAGCCUCAAGGUGAAAGGUCUCCUUGGGAAAGUUUGGGCGCGGGAUUCAAAAUCGAAGUCAUGUGAAAAUUUACAUGUUCUCUAAAGUAAAACUUUCGAAAAGGAAAGGACAGAUUUUUAUAUUGUUUAUAUCGCAAAAAAUAGUUAGUAAAUAAAAAUUAGUUAAAAUUAGACUGCUUAGGUAUAAGCCCAUUUAUAAUUGGUCAGCACAAAUAAAUAAGAUGAAUAAGAGCAAAACUUGCUGCUAGCAAUGGCGAAACUCACAGUGAAUUUCCAAGAAAAAUUUUCCUGUACGUCACGUUAGAGUUUAACCGCCUGUCAUGUAAAAUGCAAUAGACGAACUGUAGUGACAGGUAGCAGGUCCACCUCUUUUCCAAAACCGCAUUAACUCAGUGAUUCCAUUUUUAAGUUUCAAAGAAAGCAAUAAGUGUGAGAUCAUAUUAUUUUAACGAAAACGAUUUUAACGUGUGCACUAUGAUUAAAAGUGGUAGGAUUUAUUACAAGUUUCCUAAUACUGGUACACUUUCCGUUUGUAGCACUCCAGGGUCCUGGACAUAUAUUUAUUCAUAAUUCGGAAUUUCUUUACAAGAAUCAUUUCAUUUUGUAUACAUUAUGUUGAAAUUUGAGUGUCAUUUACUCUGCAGUUUGUUAAGUUUCAGUAUGGCAAAAAAGUCAUUGAAAGGCCUUCACAUCCACUGUGGUGAUAGAAAGAAAAAAUGCAUUUAUCAAAUGUAAUAUUUGUAUUAACACGUUGGGCGCAGUUUGUAACGCAAGUGUCUUACGGCGAGUACCGCUCUCUUCAACAUAGUACUCUAGCUUAGACAUUUCUGAAUUUCUGCACCACCCGCUAUACGGAAGGGCCUUAAAUGAGGCGCAUGAACCACUGGCACAUAUUGAAGUCUUGUAGGGUGUUGUUUUUUAAUUUUUAAACUUCAUUCUACACAUAUAACGAUGGUCGUUAUAAAUGGGUUACAAGAUUGAAAAUACAAGAGUUCUUGAUCAAACGUGCUUCAGCAUGUUAUGAUAAUGUACGAGUAUUUAUAUGUUUAAACUAUAAAUACAUAUAUUAUAG